CCGACCUUGUUGUACAUACGUCUGAAAUCAUACCCUAUUCACUAGAUAGUGCACUAUUGGGGAGUUUUUUCAAUUUAGAUUCACGCAUAAAAACACUGUGGGGGAUAUCUGGUCAAUUCCUGAAAUUCCACAAUGCACUAUAAUAGGUUAGAGUCCAAACGAUAAACCUUCGAGGGUAAAUAACACUGUAAUGCACUUUAGGGAAUAGGGAGCAGGGCGCCACUUUGGAAGAAGAAUGUUAAUUAUUUACUCCUACCCAACGUCUGCAAGCAUAUAGCCUAGUGCUUUCUCUGUGCCCUUGGCGUCAGGUUUGAAAGCUUAAGUUUAAAACAUUUGAAAGCGCAAGUAAUUUUAAACGUGUUAUAUUAUACCCAAAGACCCACUUAGCCUAGUCAGAAUUCUGCUAACCGACAGCUCUAACGUCACAUACUACCACCUGACUGUUAAAAUACUUAAGAUAUGACAAGUGUUCAGAUGAGUGCUAAGGAUGAGAUGGUUGAACAGUUCCUGGAUUGUGCUUCCAGAGGUGACUUGGCCAAAGUUUCUACUAUGAUCUCUCACUCCAGUCAACUGCUCAAUGAAAGUGGGAGACAAGGAUGGACAGCCUUAAUGUUGGCUGCAAGAAACGGACACUUUGAUGUGGUAAAAGCGUUACUUUUAAAUGGGUGUAAUAAAGACUUGGUGAAUAAGUCAGGCCAAACUGCUCAUGGCAUAGCAAAAUUCUGGGGACACAGACACAUUGCCCGUUUCUUAGCUAGCAGUGGGGAUGUCGCACAUCAUGGGAUUCUACCAAGCAAUAAAUUGACAGACAUUGAAACAUACUUCAGUAGAGAAUAUCUCAACAGAAUGAGUGAUAAAAGGACUGACUCGGAAUGGCUUUCAGCUAAACAGUCCUCUUCAGAAACAGUGUUCAUUGUGUUUCAUAACUUAGACCCUUUUGUUACAGCAGAGCCAGAGGAUAUUCGACCUAAGUUAAAACUGUACAGGUUUGGAAGGGACUCCGUGAAAGAGGUACUCCAUCAGAGUGACACGAUGGUUAUUUUUCUGGGAGUAGAAAAGCAGGAAUGUUCACCUUCUUCACCAGGAUCAAAUGAAGAUGGACUGAUUGCAUGGUUUGCUCUAAAUACCAAGAAGAAUCCAACAGAAAGUCUUAAGGUCACAGGUUCAGACAGCUUCUUCCUUUCAGGGCCAAUGCCAAGGCUCCUAAUGCUAAAUGAAGACGAAGCAGGUAUUGUUGCACAAGCCAGGUCUGUCCUUGCAUGGCACAGCCGGUACAGUUUCUGCCCAACCUGUGGUGGUAAGACCAAAGUGGAUGAAGGAGGUUACAAAAGAACCUGCUUGACAGAGGGCUGCAGGAGUCUUCACGGAAUCCACAAUACCUGUUACCCUAGAGUUGAUCCUGUUGUGAUCAUGCUGGUCCUUCACCCAGAUGGGAAUCAGUGCCUCCUAGGAAGAAAGAAGGCAUUUCCUCCAGGAAUGUUUUCAUGUCUUGCUGGGUUCAUAGAACCAGGUGAGACCAUUGAAAAUGCAGUAAGGAGAGAAGUUUUAGAAGAGAGUGGAGUUACUGUUGGCCCUGUCCAAUAUGUCUCCUGCCAGCCAUGGCCAAUGCCGUCAUCGCUCAUGAUUGGUUGCUUUGCAGUAGCAAUGUCUACAGACAUAAAGGUUGAUGAAAUUGAAAUUGAAGAUGCUCGCUGGUUCACAAGGCAAGAGGUAACAGAUGCUCUUGUGAAGGGUAACCAAGCAGUUUUUUUCAUGCCUCCAAGACAAGCUAUUGCCCAUUAUCUUGUGAAACACUGGAUUGGUAUAAACGCAAACCUUUGAAUUGAAUGUUACUAGGGUGUAAUAGCAUGAUUGUGUUUUCAUAAUUUGCCAUGUGUUUGGAUGAUAUGAGGGAGUGAGAUGAGAAACAAAAGUGUAUCUUAUACCAAAAAUCUUAUACCAAAACUCUUAAACUAAUAUAAUUAUUAUGAAUAAAUUGUGAUAUUGCUAAUA
Molecule: messenger RNA, 1992 nt
Organism: Ictalurus punctatus (channel catfish)
Lineage: Eukaryota; Metazoa; Chordata; Actinopteri; Siluriformes; Ictaluridae
Gene: nudt12
Product: nudix (nucleoside diphosphate linked moiety X)-type motif 12
Exons: 7
Coding region: 460-1821 (453 amino acids)
Biological process (GO): NADP+ catabolic process; NAD+ catabolic process
Cellular component (GO): cytosol
Molecular function (GO): NADH pyrophosphatase activity; protein binding; metal ion binding
Source: RefSeq, a predicted model, not a curated record